CGACGAAACAAGCGACGGAUACGGCGGCGCCUUUGUAUAAAAGAAUGGGAGAUGAUCUGUAUGAACAUUUGGUUUGAGGAUUUCGUCUAGCACUCUCUGCCGCAAUGGCAUCGGCAAGCAUGGCCUCCCACCUUACCCGCCACGUCUUCCGUCAAUUGCUUGCCAACCAACCCGUUAUACAUCGCGGAUGCCUGCGUAGACGUUCAUACAGCUCGCAAGCAUGCCAGUCAGCGCUGCGCACGAAAAAGCAACGACGCUACGGAACUCGCGUCCUCACAGAGAUGGGUCGGCGGACCUUCUUCAACCUCGCCAUGUUUGGAGGCAAACCGGCCCCGAGUAUCAAGGAUGCAAAUAUGAUACCUGGAAUGGAUAAGAUGAUGUUGCUCGAGCGGCGGCAGAGGAUGCGGGCUCGUUUACCAACACCUGCCGAGGUGGCUCAGGCUUUCAAUGAAUAUCUACGAGAUAGGGUUAAGACUAGCCGAUUGAUCGAAGACAACCAAGCGAAGUUGUUGCUCCUGAGCAUACAAUAUUGCAUGCGAGCUCAGCACGAGGGUGCAGAGGGCGCAAGUCCCUCUGUGGACAUUCCUCUUAUGAUCGAACAUCUCGCCAAAGCUCUACCAUAUACGGCAUACACAAGGACGAGGGCUCGACGAUCCAUGAUUUCUAGUGAUCACUUAGGACUUGCCAAGAUACUACUCGAACACGCCGAAGCAUCUCAAGAGGAUACACCGCAACUGUCCGUCCCAGUCGCUGCUCGCGUCUAUGUGAGAAUUCUCACCAACUCUGGAGAUCCGCUUCAAGCACGUGAUGUUUUGCUUCGCUACGAGCAGCGCAUGCUCAGUAGUAAGAACCUAUCGAGCCCCGAGAAGUUGCGCGGCUCAAAGCUCAAUGCAGAUGAGACCGGCGAGGGAACUGAGAACCUUCAACCCACAGCAGGCUCUCGCGCUGUUGUAGCAGAGUUGUCGGAGAUACUGCAUGAGUUCGCAUCUCGCGGAGAUGAGGGUCAUGCUCUUGAAACACUCGAACUGAUGAGAAAUCGAGCAGGGGAGAGAGAUCCUAUAAUCUCAGAGUCCCUGCUGCGCUUGAACUUGAUCAAGGGCGAUGUUUCGAGUGCUCAUCACUGGUGGGGAGUAUUCUGGGCGGAGAGGAAGCUUCGCUACCAGGAAAAGCCGAGUGGAACUGAGUUCAUGGUUCGAAGAAUCUUCAGAUGGUGUCUGGAACACGAUCAUCCCGAUUUUGGUAACGCUGUAGCUCGGGACAUGAUGGAGGCGAAUCCUUCCAAAGCGACCUGGGAUGAUAUACUCGGAUGGGCGGCAGGCUCCGGAAGGAGCGUCGACGAGAUAGACCGCAUGAUCGACGUCGUUCGAUCUUCUCAGGAUAAAGUGUCCGAAUCCCGGAAGGCGAAGCGCUUUUUUGACGUGCAUACCAUCAAUGCGCUGGUGGAGGCUGCAAUGUUGAAGUCCGAUCCUUACAGAGCGGAGCGCUUUGUCGCAUUAGGCAGGCAACGAGGCAUUGAACCGGACGCAUUGACUUACAAACUCCAAAUGGACUACAGACUCGGUGUGAACGACAUCGAUGGCGCCUUGACGGCGUACCAAAAUUUGCAGGCCGCGCAAUCGGCAAAAGCAGAUAGUGUUCUGUCUGUCAACAAGCUACUAGUCGCACUCUGCAAGAGCAAACGGCACGAUUUUGAUACCAUUAUGAAUGUUGCCGGCGAUCUGUCCGAUCGACGAGCCCGCUUUGAGCCGGAGACCGUCUCCCAGCUUGCUCUACUACACCUCAACCGCGAUGAGAUACACGACGUUAUUGACCUGCUCAACACUCACGCCUACCACUUCUCCUCCGCCGAGCGUGCCGUCAUCCGCGAGGAUAUCGUGGCUUUCUGCCUUGAUGCGAAAACGCCUGUAUCGCGCGCCUGGGACGCUUACAUGAUCGUUCGCGAAGUGUUUGACGAGCUGUCUCGCGAGCCCCGUACGAAGCUCAUGCUGUCCUUCUUCAGCCGCGACCGCGCCGAUAUGGCUGUGUACGUCUUCAACCACAUGCGCAUGCACUCACGUGUAGACACUAUGCCGACUGUCGACACGUACAUCGCCGCCUUCCUCGGUGCGGCGGAGGGACGUGAGCUCGACAGCCUCGAAGUUUUGCAUAACCAGCUUAAGCUCGACUUCAACAUUGAUGUCAACGCCCGUCUUCGGAACUCACUGAUGUUGGCGUAUACGCUCUGUGGCCGCCCGCGUACAGCACUCAGCUUCUGGGACGAGAUCGUGGGGUCCCGCGAAGGCCCGAGUUACAACAGCAUUCACAUUGCUCUCCGCGCCUGUCAGCGCGUCUCUUUUGGUGACCUGAAGGCACAAGAAGUCUGGCAGCGCUUGCGGAGAAAGAAUAUCGAGCUGGAUAACAGCUUAUGGGCCGCUUACAUCGCAGCUCUGGCCAGUGAGGGUAAUUUGAAUCUUGCGGUUCAGACGCUGGAGGAGGCUGAGAAGCAGAAGGAGCUUGAGGUCGACGUUGGCGUGUUGGGUGGAUUGAUGAAUGUGACUCCGACCAGCGAACAGCAGGCGGAGGUGGAGACGUGGGCGAAGCGGAAGUAUCCAGAUCUGUGGAUGGAGCUGGAGGAGUUGAGCGCUGGCUUGACGGAUGACCGCAGGAAGGUGUUCAAUGUGAAUAAGAAGCUGGAGCCUUGAGCAUUCGAGUGUCACUAGGAGUACUCAUUACUGACGCCAGCAAGUGGCACGUUAUUCGGACAGUUUCCCAUGCACCUAGCAUUCCUGCAUGACGACUUCGAAGCGAGCUGCUGUCCAUCACACGGGAACUAUGGCUUGGUGAACAUUAUACAAAAACAAAGCCGAGCAGGCGGAAAUCCGAUUACGCGGCAGAAUGUAGCGAGGUGGUGCUAAGGUAUAGCGCAUGUCAGAAGAUUAGUGGAGGCGAGUAACAUGAGGACAUGAGCGUCAGAAAUAGCAGAAUGAUGAAGCCACUGUCGCAGCUAUAGGUCAGAGGCCAAACAGACAGUGUUCCUGAUACUCAAAAGACAAAGUGUA
Messenger RNA from Baudoinia panamericana UAMH 10762, 3038 nucleotides. RefSeq lists its product as uncharacterized. The record is from RefSeq and is a predicted model, not a curated record. Lineage: Eukaryota; Fungi; Ascomycota; Dothideomycetes; Mycosphaerellales; Teratosphaeriaceae. The transcript has a single exon. Gene Ontology annotation, molecular function: protein binding. The coding region runs from base 105 to 2681 and encodes 858 amino acids.